AUGGGUACAGCUAUGUUUGCAAGAGUCACAUUCUAUCCUACACUCUUAUACAAUGUGCUGAUGGAGAAGGUGAGCACCAGGCGCUGGUAUGAUAGGAUGGAUGACAACGUGAUCCUUGGGGCCUUGCCUUUCCAAGGAAUGACCAGACAGUUAAUUGAAGAGGAAAAUAUAAAAGGAGUGGUGUCUAUGAAUGAAACAUAUGAGCUAAAAAUAUUUUCAAAUGAUUCAGAGAAAUGGCGCGACCAUGGAGUGGAAUUUUUGCAGUUAGCAACAACAGACAUUUUUGAAGCGCCAGAUCAAGACAAAUUGUAUGAAGGUGUGCGUUUUAUCAAUCGGUUUUUGCCAUUAGAAAACAAGUUGCCAAACAUAAAAGAUGAGAAGCCGGUGAACAACGGCACGGUGUACGUACACUGUAAAGCGGGGCGCACGCGCAGCGCUACAUUGGUGGGGUGCUACCUAAUGAUGAGAAAUGGCUGGUCACCGCAAGAAGCAGUAGAAUAUAUGAAAUCAAGACGACCCCACAUAUUGUUACAUACGAAACAGUGGCAGGCCCUCGAUAUAUUCUAUAAGCAACACGUACAGACG
This is a messenger RNA of Brenthis ino (lesser marbled fritillary), 585 nucleotides long. The record is from the annotation of a GenBank genome assembly. Lineage: Eukaryota; Metazoa; Arthropoda; Insecta; Lepidoptera; Nymphalidae.